UCAGGGCGGACGGAGCGGUGCCCGCCGUUGUUUGUGGACCGCGCGGUGUUUGUGGACCGCGCGGUGUUUGCUCGCCGCCACCACCACCACUCGCUCGCCUUCGCGUUUUGUUGCCGUUAUUGCGUCGAGGUCCUUCACUCUCAUUUGCUGCUCGGCGUUUCGCCGGAUUGCCGUCCUUGGGUUUUCGUUUGCGCGUAUCGGACAACAACAAAACGCCGAGAUGAUGAUGUUGAUGAUGGUCGCGGUGAUGUGCGCCUUUUGCGGGUGCAUUUUUUUGUUUGUGGUGGAAAGAAAGGGGAGCUGUGAUAUCCCGUCAGCCCGGCUUUGAAUUAGGAUCCACGGAUAGGCGUCAGUCGAUGUGAGCAGAAAGACGUAUUUAGACUCGUCUAGGUCGACUUGGCUGUAAAUGACGGUACCAUUCCCCCCGAGCCACCGGCUCACCAUGAAGGAGGUGUUUGACAGCGACGCUAAGCCGCGUGUGGAUGUCCUCAAAAAUCAUCUCGUCAAAGAGGGCCGUGUGGAGGAGGAUGUGGCACUGAGGAUCAUCAAUGAUGGUGCUUCCAUCCUACGCAGAGAGAAAACCAUGAUUGACAUUGAAGCUCCUGUCACAGUGUGUGGAGACAUUCACGGUCAGUUCUUUGACCUGAUGAAGCUGUUUGAGGUUGGUGGUUCGCCUGCCAACACACGCUAUCUCUUCCUGGGAGACUAUGUCGACAGAGGAUAUUUUAGCAUAGAGUGUGUCUUGUACCUCUGGGCCCUGAAGAUUCUAUACCCCACCACCUUGUUCCUGUUAAGAGGAAAUCACGAAUGCCGACACCUGACGGAGUACUUCACUUUCAAACAGGAGUGCAAGAUUAAGUACACAGAGACUGUGUACGAUGCCUGCAUGGACGCCUUCGACUGCCUCCCCCUAGCAGCGCUCAUGAACCAGCAGUUCCUGUGUGUGCAUGGAGGCCUCUCUCCAGAAGUACACAACCUGGAAGAUAUCAGGAAGUUGGAUAGAUUCAAGGAACCGCCGGCAUUUGGCCCAAUGUGUGACCUGCUGUGGUCAGACCCAUCCGAGGACUUUGGCAAUGAAAAGACACAGGAGUACUUCUGCCACAACACCGUGCGAGGCUGCUCCUACUUCUACAGCUAUCCAGCAGUCUGCGAUUUCCUGCAAAACAACAACUUGUUGUCAGUUAUAAGAGCACAUGAAGCACAAGAUGCAGGGUAUCGAAUGUACAGGAAAAGCCAAACAACAGGAUUUCCAUCACUUAUUACAAUCUUCUCUGCACCAAACUACUUAGAUGUUUACAAUAACAAGGCGGCGGUAUUAAAAUAUGAAAACAACGUGAUGAACAUCCGGCAGUUUAACUGCUCCCCACACCCAUACUGGCUGCCCAAUUUCAUGGAUGUCUUCACGUGGUCUUUGCCAUUUGUUGGGGAAAAAGUGACAGAGAUGCUGGUGAAUGUUCUUAACAUCUGUUCUGAUGACGAACUCACGACGGAAGGUGAAGAAGCGUUUGAUGAAGUCCUUGAUCUCAUCUGUACAAAAGGUGCUGGCAGGAAGCUCAUCUCCUCAGACUGGAAUGGUGUGUGUAACUGCAGGCUGGUCAGACCGGCCAGACAUUUACUGCCAUAUCAUCAUGCAACUGCAACCGCGGCACGCAAGGAGGUCAUCAGGAACAAAAUCCGCGCAAUUGGAAAGAUGGCAAAAAUGUUUUCCGUUCUCCGAGAGGAGAGCGAGAGCGUGUUGACCCUGAAAGGCUUGACCCCGACUGGCAUGCUGCCCUCUGGAGUACUGGCUGGAGGACGCCAGACCUUGCAGAGCGCUGCCUUUGAGGCUGUUGAGGCUCACAAAGCCAUUAAAGGCUUUACGCCUCAGCAGAAGAUCACCAGCUUUGCAGAGGCCAAGGGCUUGGACCGAAUCAACGAGCGGAUGCCGCCACGCAAGGAUGGCGUGUCUCCCGACGGCAGCCCCAGCAUUGUCAACAACAGCAGCAUCACAGACGGCAACAGCACAGGCGGCCGCAAUGGCCAGUGAUGUCGCAGCGGGAUAAUGUCAGACCGCUAAGCUCACUCAGCUCAUUCACCCUCUGUAUGUCAGGAUUGUGCAGUGAGGCCUCUUUGAUGGCACAGCUUUGCUAUUCCCACCUCUGCCCCUUUCCCUUAUCCCACUCCUGCCGUCAUCCCCUUUCUGCACUCUCCCCAUUUAAUGCCCUUCCAUUGCUGCUCUGUCUGAAAAUGCAGGAGCUGAUCUGGGGCAGGCGGCCCCAGCUCAACAAAGGGCAACACCAGGAAAUGUCAAAACAAUGGGGCAUUACGUAUGUGGCACCUAUGCUAUGGGAUUUUCCGGGGGAAACAAGUCUUCUAUUUAUACAAACUGCCUUUUACGAAUGAUGCUCAGUGCUAGUGUUCUGCAUUGUUUCUUCCAUGUUCAGACAGAGCAUGAGUUUCAUAUGUUGAGAUACUACACUAACAAAAGGACAUCCUGGGAAAAGUAAGGUAAUGGUUAUCAGGUUUUUUUAUCUUGACUUAAAGCUUUCGUGACUGCAGGAAUUCAUAUUCUUUGGGUCUUUCGGUAAAGCCAUCUAGAUAGAAAAAUAAUAAAAAUAUCACGACGUUUUGAUCGCAACACAAACAAUCGUCCUCAUCCGAGGACGAUUGCUUGUGGCAUGAGGACGAUUGUGUUGCGAUAAAAACGUCGUGAUAUUUUUAUUGUUUUUCUAUCUACGUGGCUUUACCGAAAUAUCCAAAUAAUAAGUUUUAUAUCAUUACAUAAUCUUGCUUAUGAAAUUAGUCCAUUGAGUCAAGAUGAUCUUUCCAAAAUAUACUUCACACAGGUGGUUUGUAUAAUUAGGAAGUUGUCACUGAUGAUGGUUACUCUUUGUGCUCAUUAAAAGCGCAGAUUUUGUUAGCUUUUGUCACCAAAAACAUUGUAAUAGUAAUGAACUAACCAGCUGGCAAACAGUGGAUGUGCAUGGACCUAUACAAUAUAGGUAUUACUGGAAGAUAUCCUAUCCAGGAUAGGCUGUUUAUGAGUUAGCUGAAAUGCCCACAUUAUUUAUUCCCCUUUUUUAAUGUUAACCGAAUGACUUACCUUGAUUUACUCCAUGGUACCUCUUUUGGCUUCGUCCUGCCAUAUCUGAAUCCAAAUCCUGCCAUUGGAGCCUUUGCUGCCCCAUUUUCCAUGUAAAUCCCACUUUAGUGCCGACAUCCUGGCUUUUUCUAAAAUAGCAUCAGUCAAUAAUUGCUUUUUAAGAUCUUUGUAGCAAGUAUAUUACUUCAAACAAACAAGCCAUAUUUGCGUUAACCAGAAAUAAACUAUAUUUCUCUAAAUGUUGGCUAGGAUGGGGGAAUGUGUAAAGGGCUUUUUAACUAGCAUGAGAUGAAUGGGAUUUGAAUUGGCAUGGGAUAAACGGAAUGUAUGGACGUAUCGCAAAAAUAACUCAAAUGAAAGUCAAUUCAAUUAAUCAAAUUUGUAUUAACUUGUUAUGCUAGUGAGUGUUUGGUAUAUGCUGUAAUUUUUGCUUCAAGUGCAGCUGUGGGAGGCACUUGCUGCCGCAGCCUGUGGAGAUGUAGUAAUGCAAGCUGUAGCUCUGAGCAUCAUCUUGAAGAGGAGGUGAGCAUUGUACCACUAAUAUGGUGUCUGGACAAGGCACUUUUUCCCAUGGUCUUUUAUUUCAGAAUAAAUAUGCCAGUGUUUGUGAUCGUGCAGGUUUUUAUAAAUGAAACAAAGUGCAUUGUAAAUGGAAUGCAGAGUAAUGCAAACGAUGAGCGUUCUGCUGCUUUGCAUUUUGGUUCAGGAAAAAAAUCCGUGUGAUCUCGCACUCACAUGCAACCAUCGACAUGUCCCCGCCAAAGAGCCCUGUGGUUUACUCGUAAGUGAAGUGGACUGUAGGUCUCGGCAUUCUUUUGGCUAGGAAUAUACCUGUAUGGAAGUCCCCAGCCACCUUGGAACGGUGCUAGACCACAUUUAUUUCUGUUUUUCAGGAUCUCUGGCAUAACAUGUUGUGAACAGUACCCACCCUGGUGCAUUGACACAAAGCGUAUGGGGAUAGAUCAUCUCGAGUCUGGACCAAACGUGUCCCAAAAGUGUCCCAAAACUGCUCCAAACACUCCAGUGUAGUAGGCAGAGUGUUAGGUCUGUGAAAUGUGUUUUUGUGCAAUGCAUUUUGGGUAAACAGCCAGUGCAGACUCAUUACUUUAAAUUUAUGUUUACAAUGUACUGUAGGCCCAUUUGAAGACGGAAAAAUUCUAGUCACAAAACAAUCACGUACAGAAUUUUUUUUUCUUUAUUCAAACACCCACCACGUAAGGCAUUUGGGUGAAAUGCACUUACCAUUGGUUGCAUUUUUCUGUGCAAUGCUAUUUGAAUAGAAAAACAUCUUAACAUCUAAUUCAAAAUAGUAUAACUACUGUAAUGUAUAAACAUUUUCUUCAUACAUAGUGCCCAUUAAGCCUUCGGAGUGUAUCAGGUGUAAAAAAGUAAACAAAUAUUAGAAUGUUUAAAUGAUGCUGAUAUAAAAUAUCUAAUUUAAUGUUUUCAUAUGUUUAUGGUGGCAUCGCACUUUACAUAAAAUAAAAAAAUAUUGUCAAACUUUCAAAUGCUAAAUUAUGCUUAUUGUUCUUUGAGAUGUUUAAGUUAAUAUAUACAGUAUAUAUAUGAAACACUUUAAAUGUAUUGGCAGUACUACAGUUGCUAAUUAAAUUUUAAAAGCAAACAUUUCUAAACUGUAACAUAUCCAUUUUUUUACACUUAAGAUAUAACAGACAAUGGUAAAUGUGAUUUUUACUUCACUAAAGAGCAUACAGAUUUACCAAAAUAAAAGUUUUCAAACUUGGAAUUUCCCAUGAAUAGAAAAUGCUGUACCAACGUUCCUCAUCCUAUACGCAUAGUGUUGAUGGUAUAGAAAAAUGCAACUGAAUUAUUUACAGACCCUUUUAAUGUGUUUUUUUCCCCCCCAUAUAUUUUAUAAUGCUUUAUGCUAUGUAGGUUUCAAAUGGUCUUAAGUUUUUGUUUUAAAAUGCCAAAAUGGAUUAAAAAAAUCUGUUGUGUAAAUGUAUGCUCGCCUCAGGUGUAUUAUUGUAAUUGGUUGUUGCCAAGUCUGUAUUAUAGUCGGUUUUCUUUUUGUUUAUAAUUUUAUUGUGUAGAAACUUUUUUAAGGGUUUUGUGUAAAAAAUAGAGGUCAUAUCUAAUUUUGCUAUUAUGAUUUCAAACACCUUUCCAUUAUUUGUGGAAUGAUAUACUUUAUGCUUAGCAAAUGAAAUCCCAUGUCCUACACAACCCAAGCAUUUUAUGUUUAAAGUUGCAUUUUAUAUAUGUUGAUGGAAAAUGCAGGUAUUUUUACCUGCCCUAAAAGUGAAAAAAAAAGUUUAACUGCAUGUCAUUUUCAGAUACACAAAGUGCUAUGGGAUAUAGCUGAAUGAGUGCUAUAUAUAUACAAAAAGCCUUUGUUAACACUUUGUUGCUUUAUGCUUCAUAAUGUUUAUAUUCGCUGAGUGCUGAUGAUGUACAGAUGUAUCUGGAAUGUCAACAUGUUGAGGAAAAUGCAAAUGCACACAUGUAGAUGAAGGCAUGGCUGAAACAGUAUUAUGGACAGCUUCUCCAAAUUUGUGAAAAAUAUUGCAUGUCGAUAUAAAAUUCAGUGUGAAACUGAAUUUAAACUUCCAUCAAUGGUUUCAAUUAUUUUCUGUGGAAUAGGCAUGUUAUAUACGUUGAGGUGUAAUGUGUCUUCUCCAGAUGUAUUUAUAGAAUACUAAUUUUGUUGAUGGUUGCUAAGAAUCAAUUUCAUAAACGUUAUUCAUCAAGGAAGAUGACUUAAUGGUCAUUUAUCAUUUCCCCAAGUCUUGGAAAAUUUGAACACCAUCCAGCACUGCAUGUACAUAACUCUUGUUUUGUGUUUUAAAUUGCAUGGUAUUUUGAACCGGCAUUUUAUAAACCGUAUGAAUAAAUUUUUUGUGCAUGGAA
Messenger RNA from Petromyzon marinus (sea lamprey), 5953 nucleotides. RefSeq names its product serine/threonine-protein phosphatase 2B catalytic subunit beta isoform-like. Gene Ontology annotation, biological process: calcineurin-mediated signaling. Gene Ontology annotation, molecular function: calmodulin-dependent protein phosphatase activity. NCBI's taxonomy places the organism in Eukaryota, Metazoa, Chordata, Hyperoartia, Petromyzontiformes, Petromyzontidae. The record is from RefSeq and is a predicted model, not a curated record.